AGGCGUGAUUGCCAUUCGCCUGCUGAGCCGUUACUAUUUGUUUGUAUUUUCAUCCAUUGCGAAACUAAUAAUUAACUAAAUUAAGUGAAACAGUGAGUUACUAGCGAAACUUCACUUCGUUACUAUAAGAAAAUAAGUUACCCGCAUAGCCGAAAAUAAUGUCGGCAUCUGAACCUAUUGACUUAUUUACAGGGAACGGCACGUAUAAGUCUAUAAACCCCAUCAUAUCAAAAGUCGGUGAUUUUACACCUUUUUACAUAGCGAUAGCUAUAAGUUCCGUUAUUUUGGGUUUUCUCCUGAUUUUAAACAUUGUUUGCUGUUGCUCCCGAUACUCUGACUAUUGGCUCGAUAGACACACAGGAAAUCGCUGGAUUGUUUCCAUCUGGUCUACAACCCCUCAUAAACAGCCUCCUCUUGACUUGACUGAGUUAAACAUUGAAAAAUUGCCUAUUCAAUUUGUGGCACCAUACCACAGUGACGAAUAUCAUGAAGUUUUAAGACACGAGUCUGAUUUACCCCCAUCAAUAUCCCGUCAGCCUCUCACUUCAUCACAAGAGUACUUGGAGUUGCAGAAAAGAGAAAGUGACAUUUAGAAAUGGCAUUCAUGUUGAUAUAUCCUGCUGUAGCAGUGCUUUCAAUGUUUGUUUUGAUGGUUAUUAUAUUAAUUUUAAGAUUUGGAGCUCAGUGGUGCAAAUUAAGGCACACCACAUAUGCUGACCAAGAUGAAUGGAAUGAAGAUGAAGCUUAUGAACAAAAAGUAUCAUAUGCAUAAUCAAAUUAAGUAACUAAAGAUAGAGCAAGUUACAAGAGUACCUGUAACAUUUUCAAAUAUACUGCACUUUGUUUUGGACUUUAUGUAGUCAACAAAAAUGAAAAAAAGAAAUAGAUGCUUAUUCGAUACCAACUGAAAAUAGCACUAUUUUAAACAAAGUUAGUACACUGUGCCUUACAAAUGAGAGUAAUUCAUAAUAGUAACGAAUCCGUCCAUGUGGAUCUUAGACCAAUUAGUUUUAAGAUAGUAAUAAGUUUAUAAAUGCACUUUUUUGUAUUCCCGUGGAAUUAUGCAAAUAAAACAGUUCAUGUCAAUUAUCUUUUAAACUUUUCUAAUAUUGGUGUUUUUUAAAUUACAUGAGAAUUAUGUAAAUCGGUAUUAGUACCUUAGUCGCACAAAAUAUAAAGCAUGUCUUGAAACAGUA
Bombyx mandarina (wild silkworm) is the source of this 1196-nucleotide messenger RNA. RefSeq names its product wurmchen 1 transmembrane protein (gene wrm1). Lineage: Eukaryota; Metazoa; Arthropoda; Insecta; Lepidoptera; Bombycidae. The record is from RefSeq and is a predicted model, not a curated record.